Colletotrichum tamarilloi is the source of this 651-nucleotide messenger RNA. RefSeq lists its product as uncharacterized. The record is from RefSeq and is a predicted model, not a curated record. The coding region runs from base 1 to 651 and encodes 216 amino acids. NCBI's taxonomy places the organism in Eukaryota, Fungi, Ascomycota, Sordariomycetes, Glomerellales, Glomerellaceae. The transcript has a single exon.
AUGGCGGAGCCACGAAUAGAUGUGGACGAUCAGGAUCAACCAUUAUCUUCGAUACAGUCGGCUGGUGGGCAGUCCCUAGUCCGCCAGCUCCUUGAGAUCCAGACCGCUACUAUCGAGCAAUCGAAAUCACUUCAUUUCAUCCAAAACCUCGACUGUCUGUAUCUUGAUAAAACCCGAGACCGAAAACGCCCCCCACAAACCCGCGAUUCAGCAUCUGAAGAUGAUCGCCCUGUGUGGCUCCGCCAAAGCGGCCUGAAUGCCCUCAAAGACCUGAACUAUGUAGCUGUGUCUUGGACAUGGGGAGCUUCAGAACCAUACGAGGAUUCUACAGCCGGCCACCAUCUAGUACAACUCUCUGAUGGAAAACGCGAACCUUCUGGGGUCCGCAACCGGGUCUUCGACCGCAUACGGCGAUACCUGGAAGCCCAGUCUGGCCUGCAAUACGUAUGGAUAGAUAUGCACUGCAUCUGUCAGGAGCCGGGCCCAGAGAAGACUCGGGGUAUGCAGGCAAUGGAUAUGGUCUACAAGCUGAGCAAUCACCCCAUUGCUCUGCUAGCGCGACCGAUCGAAUCGCACGAAGAGCUUUGCCUUCUCGCAGACGUUCUCAAGGGCAAUUUUGUGUCAAAACAUGCUUCUGGAGAAUUCCGCUGA